UUCUUAUGCAAUUACGGCAGCUGCUACGGUGGAAGUCAUGGUUAACACGUAGCCGGCGUUUGACGUGUCCUAGCCUCCUAGCUUAGGCAUAUAGCGAUUUGGUAAUUUGUUGCGUGCUGCUUGAUUUGUAACGUGUUGUGCACGGGACCGCGGGCGUUUAUGCACAUAUGGCAAACGCCACAUUGUGAGCGCUAACUCCGAGUACACGCGGUACACGUAUAUUCGACAGAUCCGUGCAAACGUGAGGCGACGAAACAUGCUGUCGAACAAGUCGCCGUCGUCGUCGCAGGCCUCAUCGUCAUCGUCAGCGUCCAGCACGGCGAACGCGAAGGUCAUGUUCCCCGAUAAGAAGCCGACGACCAAGCAAAUGAAAUCCUCCACGCUGACGAACGCCGCCGGCCUCAGCUCCCUUAUUACUUUCACCGUUCUCCUGCUCGCCUGGAUCUCGGGUUUCGCCUCGCGGCUUUUCGCGGUCAUACGUUUCGAAAGUAUCAUACACGAGUUUGACCCUUGGUUUAACUACAGAGCGACGGCAUAUAUGGUGCAACAUGGAUUCUACAAUUUUUUGAAUUGGUUUGACGAACGGGCAUGGUAUCCAUUAGGUCGGAUCGUCGGUGGAACUGUCUAUCCUGGACUCAUGAUAACAUCUGGAUCGAUACACUACAUUCUUCAUUCUUUGAACAUACCAGUGCAUAUAAGAGACAUAUGUGUAUUCUUAGCUCCAAUUUUUAGUGGCCUUACUGCCAUAUCUACGUAUUUAUUAACGAAGGAAAUAUGGAGCGCUGGAGCUGGCUUGUUCGCUGCUUGCUUUAUCGCCAUCGUGCCCGGCUACAUUUCAAGAUCUGUAGCCGGCAGUUACGACAACGAGGGAAUUGCAAUUUUUGCAUUACAAAUUACCUACUAUCUUUGGGUUAAAUCGGUCAAAACUGGCUCCAUCUUUUGGGCAAGCAUGACUGCUCUGUCUUACUUUUAUAUGGUAUCAGCAUGGGGAGGCUAUGUGUUCAUUAUCAAUCUGAUUCCACUUCAUGUAUUCGUUCUGCUAGUUAUGAAUCGCUUUAGCAACCGUCUAUUCACCAGUUACACUACAUUUUACGUACUUGGACUUUUAUUGAGUAUGCAAAUACCAUUCGUUGGUUUCCAACCGAUUAGAACUUCUGAGCAUAUGGCAGCGGGUGGUGUAUUCGGUCUCCUGAUCUUUGUAGCAGCUCUUAGAUACUUAAGAACUGUACUUACUAAAUCUGAGAUGAAAUAUUUUGGUGGUGUGGUAGCCGUAUCAGCGGGCGUGCUCUUGUUGGCUCUGGCUGCAUUGACAUAUGCUGGUGUCGUCGCUCCUUGGAGUGGUAGAUUUUACUCGCUAUGGGAUACUGGCUAUGCCAAAAUACAUAUCCCUAUAAUAGCAUCCGUAUCAGAACAUCAACCGACAACUUGGUUUAGCUUCUUUUUCGACCUGCACAUUCUUGUUACGACAUAUCCUGUUGGUCUUUGGUACUGCAUUAAGCACAUCAAUGACGAGCGUGUCUUUGUCAUACUGUAUGCCAUAAGUGCCGUUUAUUUCGCCGGAGUGAUGGUGAGACUUAUGUUGACUCUGACUCCGGUAGUGUGCAUGCUAGCCGGUGUCGCUUUCAGCAAACUUAUAGAACUAUAUCUCAAAGAGGAAGAUAGAGAGGGAAAUGAGCGUAACGGUAACGAGAGCAACGAAGAGAGCGAGGAGGAAAGAGAGAGAAGUCCCGGUAGAGCAUUGUACGAUAAAGCCGGUAAACUUCGUCGAAUGAAACAUGAGAGACCGAAAGGUAGUGGUGACGGAUUAGGCGCCAAUCUCCGCAACAUCGUUGUUAUCGGCAUACUAAUGUUGUUGAUGGUAUUUGCUGUGCACUGCACUUGGGUGACCAGCAAUGCGUACUCUAGUCCGUCUAUUGUUCUGGCGUCUUACAGCAAUGACGGUAGCAGAGCCAUACUUGACGAUUUUCGGGAAGCUUACUAUUGGCUGGCUCAAAAUACCCUCAACGACGCGAGAGUCAUGAGUUGGUGGGAUUACGGAUAUCAAAUCGCUGGUAUGGCUAACAGAACUACACUCGUAGACAAUAAUACGUGGAAUAACUCACACAUAGCUCUGGUUGGUAAAGCGAUGAGCUCGAAUGAAAGUGCCGCUUAUGAAAUUAUGACGUCUCUGGAUGUGGACUACGUGUUAAUUAUCUUUGGCGGAAUGAUCGGAUAUUCAGGUGAUGAUAUUAAUAAAUUCCUGUGGAUGGUCCGAAUUGCCGAGGGCGAGCAUCCCCAAGAUAUUCGGGAGAGCGAUUACUUUACCGAAAGGGGAGAAUUUCGCGUGGACUCCGAGGGUUCUCCCACUCUACUGAACUCGCUAAUGUACAAGUUAAGUUACUAUCGGUUUGGGGACGUUAAAAUAGACUACCGAUCGCCUUACGGUUAUGAUCGUACUCGUAACGCGGAAAUAGGCAAUAAAAACUUCCAGUUGACGUAUCUGGAAGAAGCUUACACUACUGAACAUUGGCUCGUCAGGAUUUACAGGGUGAAAAAACCAGCCGAGUUUAAUAGACCAAGAAUCCCAAUUUCUGAACGCAUUAUUACCCGUCGUGCAAAUUCGUAUAUUAGUAAAAAGUUGAAGUUAUGGGGGGUCGGGCAUUAAUGUUUCAGACUGCGCGGCGUAAGCGAGGUUUCAUAAAAGGCCGGCCAGUUGUUAUUAAAGGACAAAAACCUCAACGACGAACAACGUAACGAAGAUCCGCUAUUUCAUAACAAUUUGCAAAAAAUACAACUUUUGUAAUAAGAGAAUUACCGUCCCUUGGGUCUAUCACGAACUAUACCUCGAAUUAAGAAUUUAAUAUCGUCAAAACAGUGUUCAACUGGUUUGAAAAAUGGGGUACCGUAAAAGUGAAAGGAAAGAAUAGUUUUCAAUAUCCAGAACAAUUGGAGAAGAAUCGGCGAUUUUUUAUAAUUUAUCAUUUCUGAAAAAAAAUUAGUUUUCAUUAUUUCAGAGUUGUAUGUACUAUAUCGUAUUACAUUGUUACUUGAAUUCAUUUUUCAUAAGGAUAAAUCAUCAUUAUUAGUUAUUAAAGAUGUAAUUAUACAUUAUAAUUGCAUUGCACAUUUGUUAAUCUGGACAUUUUAUAGAAUCAUAUAGUCCGCAUAUAUUUUCAAUAAUUGAGUCACUACAAUAAUGUAUAAACGUAUUCAUUAGAACAUGAUACAAUUGUACAAUAUUUCUUGCAUUCUUUUAGACGAAUUAAUUUCUUAUUUAAUUAUCGUUUCACUUCUUCUAUUCACUUGCAUUUAAUAAUUAAUGAUGAUAAUUUAAUAAUGUAAAAGACCAAAUUCAUUUAUUUGUUAUUGAUCAAAUUUGUACCGAAGUUUCAUGUAAAUUGAAACUCGUAAGACAUCUUAUAUAGUUAGUGUAUACACGUUAUGUUACAUAGUGUGUUUAAUGCACGUGGUAUUGUGUCAAGUGGAAUUUGGUGAGAAAAUGAGCAGUUCUUUGCCAAUUCUCAACUGGGACAUCAGAAUGAUCGAGUAUGUGUCAUGUGUACACAGUUUGUUGUAUAGCAUCUUGUUGAAAGAUAAACAUUUGUGAUAACACAGUGUUGUCAUUUACAAAUAUGCAUUUAAAACCCAAUUUAAUUUUUGUUUCAUUUAAGAAAAUAAAAAGAUUUUAGUGAAUAUAA
Molecule: messenger RNA, 3677 nt
Organism: Ooceraea biroi (clonal raider ant)
Lineage: Eukaryota; Metazoa; Arthropoda; Insecta; Hymenoptera; Formicidae
Gene: Stt3B
Product: catalytic subunit 3B of the oligosaccharyltransferase complex
Biological process (GO): post-translational protein modification
Cellular component (GO): membrane
Molecular function (GO): dolichyl-diphosphooligosaccharide-protein glycotransferase activity
Source: RefSeq, a predicted model, not a curated record